AUGCAGGACGCCACCGUAACGACGCGUCCCAGGCGCAGCCUCGUCGGGACGGGAGGCUGCCUGACAUGUCGCAUCCGCAAGGUAAAGUGCGAUGAGGCGAAGCCAGCUUGCUGCAAGUGUCGCUCCACCGGUCGUACAUGCGACGGCUAUUCCGUCUUGCCGUUUACUCGCACGGAGCUGCUGCAAGGCAGCCUGCGACAGGGUCAUGGAUCGAAGCUAGCAGCGGCCGGGCGAAGCUUGGCGCAGACGAUGCUCAUCGACGGCGCGUUCCGAGGGAAACUGGAGCAGCGAUACUUUCAAUUCUUCCGGUGCUGUACAGUCGCUUGUACAAACUUGACGGUCGAUUCCCCGUUCUGGGAUCGGGUCAUUCUGCAAGCUUUCCAUGCCGAGCCCGCCGUCAAGCAUGCCGUUCUGGCGCUGGCGGCCAUGCACAGCGGCAUGCUUGACCGACAAGACGAGCAUGUAUCCAGACAGCACAUGCUGUAUGCAAAAGAACAAUACACUGUGGCGCUGGGCGAGGCCAGACAGCUAGUCACAAACGCGGCCCCAACUCAGAUACAUCGCGUGCUUAUAGUGUGCCUUUUAUUCGUUGCUUGGGAGGGUGUGCGCGGCGACUACCAAGCCAGCCAGCGACACAUGGACAGUGGUCGCGCUCUGGCUGCUCGGUUUCAUCUCCAAAUGGGCCAAAAAGCGUCACUGGCCGGCAUUGUCCAUGAAAUCAUGCAAGUGCUGGCGAGGAUGGACAUUUCGGCCAUUUCGUUCUCUGACGACUCGGCACCAUAUCGGUCGCCGGGCCAACAGUCCGCAGAGUCCGAUAGGCAACUAUGCAUAGACACCUUCACGAGCAUACAGGAAGCAAGCGCCUCCCUGAUGGAGAUUACACGACAGUUGCUGCGGUUGGGAAGCGAGAUCAUCCCAGGAAUAGAUGAAGCAGAAGCGGCUCAGCGACAAUCUGACAUUGACAAGUACUCACGUCACUUGAAUGAAUGGGCCGUCCAUUGGGAGAAAUGGUGCGCUGCAAACAAAAUUUCGUCGCGUUUCAUGGCUAUUCUCAACGUCCGACUCUGGUUUGCAUGCGCAAAGGCGCUUGUGGAAACUGGCUUUCGUGGGCCUGAGUCUCGCUACGACAAGGCCACAGACAUGUUUCGCGACGUGGUGAGCUUUUCUGAUAAGCUCGCCUCUGCGAUCUUCCAAGAGUCUGGGGCCGUCUCUUUGAGCCUCGACCUCGGCUAUAUGAUACCGACAUUUUUCGUCGCUACGCGCUGUCGCGAUCCAAGCAUCCGGCGGCGCGCGCUGGGUGUCUUGCAGUCCUACCCACGACAUGAAGGCGCGUGGCAGAGCGGCCCGGCCGCGGUUAUUGCUGAGAGGUGGAUAGCUGUGGAGGAGAGCGGGCUUGUGGAUGUGCACGAGGCGGCACAGAUCCCGGAGAGCCAUCGGGUAGUACUGAUGGAGGUACAAGUACGGAAAAGUGAUGGGCAGGCAAGACUGCGUUUCCAGCUGGCUGGAAUACACGGUGCAUGUUCCGUUGUUGAAGAGACUGUAAGCUGGUGA
This is a messenger RNA of Akanthomyces muscarius, 1551 nucleotides long. RefSeq lists its product as uncharacterized. Gene Ontology annotation, molecular function: DNA-binding transcription factor activity, RNA polymerase II-specific; zinc ion binding. The transcript is spliced from 2 exons. Gene Ontology annotation, biological process: regulation of DNA-templated transcription. Lineage: Eukaryota; Fungi; Ascomycota; Sordariomycetes; Hypocreales; Cordycipitaceae. The record is from RefSeq and is a predicted model, not a curated record. Bases 1 to 1551 code for a protein of 516 amino acids.